This is a messenger RNA of Podarcis muralis (Common wall lizard), 3610 nucleotides long. It is a transcript of the gene AQP9, whose product is annotated as aquaporin 9. Gene Ontology annotation, cellular component: basolateral plasma membrane; plasma membrane. Gene Ontology annotation, biological process: water transport; glycerol transmembrane transport. NCBI's taxonomy places the organism in Eukaryota, Metazoa, Chordata, Lepidosauria, Squamata, Lacertidae. Gene Ontology annotation, molecular function: glycerol channel activity; urea transmembrane transporter activity; water channel activity. The record is from RefSeq and is a predicted model, not a curated record.
AUUAGCAGGUAAUGAUUAAUCCAGAGAGCCAGAAAUUAGGAGGGAAUUAGGAGGGAAAGUGUGGGCUAGCUCCUGGAAGUGAGCUGACGUGUGUUAUUAUCUAGUCAGGCCUGAUAUAAAUAGUGCCUGCAGGACCAGGAAGGAAAAGCACAUGAUGGAAACUCUCAAUGAACGAGCAGGGAAUGUGAAGUGGUCUCUGUAAAGCUCUGGAACGAUCAGAUGAUUCCAAGGACUGUGUUGCGGCACUCCACAGCUCGUAUUUCAACAUAUGAGGAGGAGUGCCAAAGUUAAGAAGAAGAAAAGGGGGGUAAGAAAGUGACAAUUGCAGAGAAGAUUGUAAAGCUACUACCGUUCUUCUGUUGCCUUGCUCCAGAAGCACCAAGCAAGAAGGAGCCAAAAUGAGCAAGAUCAUGAAGAGGAGUUUCAAGGAAAAAUUGGCCCUGAAGAACCACUUGGUGAAGGAAGCCCUCUCAGAAUUCCUGGGAACGUUCAUUCUUGUAGCCCUGGGAUGUGGCGCGGUUGCGCAGUCUGUCCUUAGCAGAGGUGAAUUGGGAGGAGCACCAAUGAUAUCUCUUGGCUUUGCCAUGGCUGUCACUAUCGCCAUCUAUAUCGCCGGAGGUGUUUCUGGUGGUCACAUAAACCCAGCCGUUACCUUUGCCAUGUGCCUGUCGGGGAAGAUAAGAUGGAUUAAAUUCCCUGUUUAUGUCGUAGCACAGUUUCUUGGUGCAUUUGUUGGAGCAGCUGCUGUCUAUUGGAUCAACUACGAUUUAUUGAUGUUCUACACUGAGGGAAAGCUCACCGUCACAGGAGUAAAUAAAACGGCACAUAUUUUUGCAACUUACCCAGAGGAGUAUCUGUCCGUGGCAAAUGGAUUUUCAGAUCAGGUGAUGUCGACAGCCAUCCUUCUCCUGGGUGUUUUUGCCGUUUUUGACCCGUGCAACCUUCCUGUGCCGAAGGGGCUGGAGCCCAUUGCCAUUGGCCUGGUCAUCAUACUGCUGACGUCUUCCAUGGCCAGGAACAGUGGCUGUGCCAUGAACCCUGCCAGAGACCUGUCCCCACGCCUCUUCACCUACUUUGCUGGAUGGGGGCCUGAAGUCUUCACGGCUGGCCACCACUUUUGGUGGGUCCCUAUCGUCGGGCCGAUGGUUGGGGCCGCUAUCGGAACUGCUAUCUACAUGCUCUUCAUUGAACUUCACCACGCCCCUCAGGAGCCACCCCAGCGCAGCACAGAACAUGAGAAAUACACCCUCACAAACAUGGAGGAAGAGAAGUCACUCCACACUUCCAUUUAAAAAUGGACAUGCCCCCCUAGAGCAGCCCUUGCCAGGUGGGCCACGUGGAAAAAAGAGGGUCUUGCGAGUUGGGCCAGGCAGCUGAACCUCCCUCUCCUUCGCAUUGCAGGACAGGUGGAAAGGGAACCGAACCGGGAGAUGGCUGCAUCGCCUAGGGAAGGAUGUUUGCCAUCCUCUCUGCGCAGCAGAGGUCCAGUUCCCACCCCCACCCACGAAUCUAAAAGGGGGAGCAGUCACCUGACCUGCUAAUGCAACCUAUGCAAUUUAAAUAAUGUCGCCUAAUUAACCACUAAUGAGUGAGGUUCAUGUCAACAGGCUGUUAAUUGUUCCGUGGUGCCACUAGCAGAGACGCAUUACUGCCAAAAGCAUCUGUUGAAAAAGGCUAUAUUUUACAGGGUGGAGGUUUUUUUUAAAAGAAAAUACACCCUUGAAUGAGAUAACCUUAAAUGAGGCUGGGCUGGCUGUGUUUUAAAGGCAUUAACAGCACAGCUAUCAAACAGCAAUUAACUCAGAUGGUUUUCAUGGAAGAUUAGACCAAUGAUGGCAGAUAAGUAUAACAAUGCUUAUGAAGGCUGAUGGGGGGACUCCAUGUUCAAGGGCAGUCUACCUCUACAUAAUUGAAUGCUGGGAACAAACAAUAGGAAAGACUCAUUCCCUUCCUGCCAUAUUUGCCAGUUUCGCCAGAGGCUCCUGGCUGGCUUCUGGAUCCCAUUUCCCCUAAUAGAAUGUAUUUUUGCAUUUUUGCAUAUUGUUUUCACUAAUAUAUGCUUUCUUAUACACUUUCUCAAAAUAUAUGGAAAAGAACUUUUUUAACUUUUGUUAGGCAAUCCUUCAACCAAAAGAGUAAACACACAUAUAUACACACACACACACUAUGUGUAUAAAAAUGCAAUUAUGUGAAAAUAUACAAAAUGCAUUCUAUUGGGAGGAAAUAUUUUUUAAAAUUAGGCAAAUUGGAUGCAAAAAUGUGUAUUUUAGAAGAAAUGUACAUUAAAAUCCUGGCAAUCUUUGUGGAGAGAUAUAAAUAUAUAUAUGGAUGUGGAAAACUGAAUAGUGGAAAAACCAAAUUUAAAAUUGUCAGUCUCUAACUUUUUGGGACACUAAAGUUUGGGACACCAAAGGCUUUAUUCCAGGCAUUUCCAAGUGCUCAGAUUUACUUCCCGUGCCAGAUAUCUUAAUCUUAAUGGGAUCUUCCUAAACUAGAAGAGUUCCCUGUACUUCCCUUCCUGUGUUUCUUGGUUUGCGUCUCCAGCCCCAUCUAAUUUCACUGUCGUGUGUUUAAAUACACGCAUCACUAAUCAUAACUUUGCUGUUCCUAUGACAUCUGUUCAUCAGUAUCCAUCCACGAAAUACACUUUUUCUGAUUUUAUGCACCCGCACCUUUGGGGGCAAAUGCUCUGGAGGGGAAAAAACAUUUUACAAAUGUACCCCUCUCAUUCCACCCACAUCUUCCACCUGUAACAGUUUAAUCAAGCAAUUCAGCCGUUUUGGAAUGAAGUGGGCAUUUAGGCUGGUUGUUAGGCUCAAACGAAGUGGUUGUUAGGCUCAAAGGCCAAAGCAGCAACUCCAAUGCAGGGGUGACCCCCCCCCCAUGGCCCUCCAGAUGUUGCUAGACUCCCAGCUCCCAUCAGCCUCAGCCCAAGGCAUAGCUAAUGUUCAAGAGUGAUGGGAGUUGUAGUCUGACAACAUCAGGGAAAGAAGGCUACACUUUAGCCAUCUCUGCACAAAAGAGUGGGAGGAACACAUUGGACAGGGCGCCCUGUGCACAGAGGACUUUUAAACAUGCUGUGCAGGAGACAGGCAGGUCUGACCCACAGGGCCCAAUCCACCUGGACACUCUCCUUCCUACACAAGUUCCACUAACACCUACAGUAACAACUUCCCAGCAGACUGUGCCCCAUGUUUAUUAAUGGUAAAUGUGGGGAGGAGUCCAUCACCAAACAACACCAACAGCACCUCUGCGUCUUUCAGUAAUGCUAAAUUCCGCAAUGUGCCAUAUUUUCUCCUACUCACUCUUGCCUCUUUUCCCUGGCAUGUCACCCAAGGACUAGCCUUUCAACGGAAAGUAUUUAUACCUACUUAAGAGGUUCCAAAACUCUUUGCAGGACCCAACCAGCAACCAGCAAAUAUUUCUCCACCACAGGAUGGGCAGGAGGUGCUUGGGCCUUAGACUUUGGUGGCAGAAGUGCGCUCUCCCUCUCCCUCUCCCCCCCCCGCCCUCUCUCCUGGUUUCCAGCAGUGGAAAGAGAGUAGAGAGCCUUCUCUGAUUUUUAUAUAUACACUGAUAAUGACCACAAAUAAAGUGAUUUUUUUUUUGG